UAAAAAUUGUUCACUUAUCAAUUAUUAGUUCGUUGUGAAAAACACAAAACAUGAAGAUUUCCAUUAGCUAUAAGACUAUUUCCUUACUGUAUCUUCUUUUAAUCAUGGUAACAUUGGUGAAACAAGUUGAAAGCACACCUUGCUCAAGCACAUUUUUCUCAGCACUUGUGCAACUCAUUCCUUGUAGAGCAUCAGUUGCUCCUUAUAGCCCAAUUCCACCAAAUGAUGCAUGCUGCAAUGCCCUUAAAGCUUUAGGUCAGCCAUGUUUGUGUGUUCUUGUUAAUGGACCUCCAAUAAGUGGUGUUGAUCGGAACAUGGCUUCACAACUUCCAGACAAGUGUAUCUCUAACUUUGAUCCUUGUGAAAUAAUAUGAUGAAGUGAAGUUGGAACUAAUGCCAUUAGAACUAAGUGUUUUUUUAUGUAGUGUAUCCCAAAAUAACAUUACAUAAGAUGACACUUGUGUAGUCAUGGGUUUAUCUUUAAGUCUGUUUUACUUUCUGUUGAUGAUUGUUCUCAGUUUUCAAUAAUUAAAUUCUGAGAUAAUAAAACAUAAGAAAAAACAUUCUUUAGUUAGAGAAAUA
Molecule: messenger RNA, 582 nt
Organism: Lathyrus oleraceus (garden pea)
Lineage: Eukaryota; Viridiplantae; Streptophyta; Magnoliopsida; Fabales; Fabaceae
Product: protein M7
Exons: 2
Coding region: 51-374 (107 amino acids)
Biological process (GO): systemic acquired resistance
Molecular function (GO): fatty acid binding
Source: RefSeq, a predicted model, not a curated record